Messenger RNA from Harpia harpyja (harpy eagle), 5714 nucleotides. It is a transcript of the gene ZGPAT, whose product is annotated as zinc finger CCCH-type and G-patch domain containing. The transcript is spliced from 6 exons. Gene Ontology annotation, biological process: negative regulation of DNA-templated transcription; regulation of transcription by RNA polymerase II. The record is from RefSeq and is a predicted model, not a curated record. The coding region runs from base 286 to 1908 and encodes 540 amino acids. NCBI's taxonomy places the organism in Eukaryota, Metazoa, Chordata, Aves, Accipitriformes, Accipitridae. Gene Ontology annotation, molecular function: RNA polymerase II cis-regulatory region sequence-specific DNA binding; metal ion binding; DNA-binding transcription factor activity, RNA polymerase II-specific. Gene Ontology annotation, cellular component: nucleus.
GCGGAGCGGUGCUGUGCGUGGGCCUGGUGGGCUCGAGCGGGCGCCGUGGCGGGGGAGGGCAGGGACCGGCCUCUCCUCGGACUCUCUCAUCGCCUUUCGCCGCCUGUUUGCUGCGGGAGCACCGGCCUGGUUACUUCUGAGGGAAGAAGCGGGACGGCGGGGUAGAUGGCACUUCUGCGGACAAGGGCUUGUUAUCCAAAAAGUUGCUCAUCUUAAGUAAACUCUUCGAAUAUGUUCUGAGUUCGUGGAAAGGACACUGUUAAACACACCUUUAUUUUGCUGAUAAUGGAUGAAGAGAGUCUGGAAGCAGCCAUUCAGACCUAUAAUGCCCAGCUGCAGCAAGUGGAGCUGGCUUUAGGGGCAGGCCUGGACCCAUCACAGCAGUCGGACUUGAUUCAGUUGCAGGAAGAUUUAAAGCAGCUUAUAGAGCUGACUGAAUCCAGCCUGGUGUCAGUGAAAAAGAGCAAACUUCUGGCUACUUUAGAUACAAAUGCCUCCUCCUCCUCCUCCCCAGUAGGUCUUGCGGAGCAGGACACCAACCCAGACAGUUCUGCCCAAGAUGAGGAGUACGCUGCUUUUAAGGAAGCCAUUGCUGAGCUCGGAACCGAUGAGAAGCCUUCAGCUAAUGACGAUGGGAUAUCAUCAAAGAGAGAUGAAGAAACUGAUGACAAAAGUGAAUCAAAGUACAGUGAAGAGGAGGAGGAGUCUGACAGAGAGGAGGAGGAAUUGAGUGGGAUGAAGGUUAAAGCCCCCUACUACAGUUCUUGGGGCACCCUGGAGUACCAUAAUGCCAUGAUUGUGGGGACAGAGGACUUAGAAGACGGCAGUGCAGGAGUCAGAGUGCUGUACCUCUAUCCAACUCACAAGUCUCUGAAGCCGUGCCCAUUCUUCUUGGAUGACAAAUGCAGAUUUAAAGAGAACUGUCGGUUUUCGCAUGGUCAGGUGGUCUCUGUGGAAGAGCUUCAGCCAUUUCAGGAGCCCAAUCUGAGCACGCUGGAGGUGGGCUCAGCCUGCCUGGCGAAACACAGCGAUGGAAUAUGGUACACUGCAAAAAUAACUGACAUCGACAGUGGUUACUACACUGUGAAGUUUGAUUCUCUGCUGCUCAAGGAAGCUGUUGUGGAAGGAGAUAGUGUCAUUCCCCCACUGCGAAGUGAAGAUGGUGCUGAAUCUGCUGAGUCUGAUGAAGACAGUGUUGAUGAUUCUGGUUAUGCUAAAGUGAUAGACUCAGGAGUUCCAGAGAAUGGGGAAUGGACUCCUGCAUGCAGUUCCUCUUUUGGUGGCUGGGAAGCCCAUACUCGUGGUAUCGGCUCCAAACUGCUCGUUCAGAUGGGAUACGAGUUUGGAAAAGGGUUAGGGAAGAAUUCUGAGGGCCGAGUGGAGCCGGUGCAGGCUGUGGUACUUCCUCGAGGGAAGUCCCUUGACCAGUGUGCUGAGGUGCUUCAGAAGAAGAAACAGGGGAAGCUAGACCCAGGCAAAUCGAGGAAAUGCCGAGCAAAGGGAAACAGCUCUGGACAGUCCCCUGCGGGCAGCCGUAAGCCUCCCCGCAACGUGUUUGACUUUUUGAAUGAGAAAUUGCGAGGUAAGAGCACUGGGGAGAAGGCUGGAGGGAUGGCACUGCCAGAGAGGAACAGCAAAGAGAUCUACCAUGCUAGCAAGAGCACCAAGAAGGCCCUGAGUGUCCGCCUCUUCCAGACAAUGGAGAAGAUUGAACAAACGCAGCGGGAUAUCAGAGGAAUCCAGCAGGCCCUGGCACGCAACAUUGGACGGCACAGCAUUGCUACAGCUCAGCUGGAGGAGAAGCUGGCUAAUGCGCACAAACAGCUGGGGCAGCUGCAGGCCCAGGAAGCCAGUCUGCAGCGGGAGCAGAAGAAAGCAGACACGCAUAAGAAAAUGACUGAGUUCUAGUCUCUGAGAAAGGCGUUUGACUGCAGUGAUUGUCCUUCUAGCCAGCCCCAGUGCUUGUGGCCUCAGAGCCUGGGUGAGCCAUCCUGCUCCUCUGGGCUUCAGGCUGCCCAGCCUGAAAACUGGGCUGAAAAGCAGCAGUUUCUAAAACUAGAUGCUUCUGAGCUCUGCUGGGAGGGGGAGGAGUACACAUCCGUCCAGCCCUGAAAGCCUCCAGUAAGCCUGAGCCUUGUAUAAGGACUAGCUACAAGAAAUAUGAUUCUCUGCUCUCUUGCACACUUCUUUCCUCUGUUAUCACUACGGUAGCACCUCCAUCCAGAGUCUGUAGCUACUCGGGGGAUAACAUUGCUGGCUACGAACCAGCUGAGGAGGGGCUUUGAAAGCCCCACAUCCUGCCAUCAACUGUGGCUUGUGUUUGCAGCCAACCGACAAACACAAGUGGAGGCAGGGUCCCGAGCACAUUCCGGCGAAGCAGAAAAGGCUUGUGCUGGGUGAAAACAGCAAAGGCAAAUUGCUUUAACUGCUCUCUACCUUCUGGUGUUUGCUAUGGGAUUUAUCUGAGAACUGAGGUUUUUUGGGAGCAGUUCCUUGUAGCCCUAGUGUAAUGAAUAGACAGAAAACUGGCGGCUUGGAGGUGGGUACUAGUGGCCUCAAGCAUCAGAUUUCAUCACUUUGACUGUAAGAGUAUCCCUAGGACGUGCUAUAGCCUAACUCAUUGACUUGGCAUGGAAAGCUGCGUGGUUCCACAAGUAGAGUGCCAAAGCUGGGGGAAUAAGACAGCAGAGUAACGGAUUCUCAAACCUCCUAGCUAGGAACAACUCCGCAGGGAGCCCUGUGAUUUUUUGCCAUUGUUACUUGAGUUUUUCUGUCCUAGGUGGCUCACUGAACACGUGUCCUUUUACUAAAAAACCUCAGGACCCAGAUCCAGGUUGGACUGGGGCCCGGAUGAGCACAAAGAUCAGGAGGUCUGUAUGUGCCCAGCGUGCAGCCCUGUCUGUGGGAGAGCUUCAGGCUAUGCUGCAAGCAGGCCAUACAAGCGAAGUGCCCUUCCCUGCAGCAUGGAGAGUCUUUGGACAGGAAGGUUGUCUUCUCCCCUAGGUUAUAUUCUGCGUUGGCAGCAGCCAGUCCUUGCCCGAGAGGAGAUGGUGGUUUCACCAGAUUCUGUUUCUGGUGGAACUUGUGCGUUGUAACUGCUUUUUAAAAAAAAAAAAUUUGUUUGCAAUUUCAUGCCAGUAUCUUAAGGGCACAUUUUUUUCUUAAUUUAAGAAAUUGAUUUCCUUUUAUUCCGUGAGUCAUUUUUCUAAUGAAAAGUUUUCCUCCUUUAGUACCACCUUUUUUUAUCUGUUCCUAAGAAACUUAUAAAGCUGUCAGCCUGGUCAGGGCUGCACCUACUUGUAGGGUCAGGCUGCCAAACUAACCAGAAAAUCUAAGGCUGAAGAAGAUACGAUCAGAGUUGUUCAAGUCAUGUGGGAUUUAGCAUUGCUGCAGACACACCUCAGAAAACACAGAGCAACAGCAAAAGUAAACAAGAUGAACAUCUUCAGGAAACCUGUUAGAGUGACUCUCUUCUCUUGGAAAGCAGUUGGAUCCUGCUGUGAUGGGCACCAUGUAGAUGUGAAAGGUAGCGUGGGCUGCCUUGAGCACUUCAGCAUCCAUCAGUUUCUAACUAAAUUGGCCGUACUAUCUUCAUUGUUCUGAAUUUGUGUUCUCCACGCACUGGGCUUAACUCGAGGGUUUAACAAUGGUUGCUCAGUGCCCUUCCCUCACAAAUGACUGUUUGUUCCCCACACUGAAAUGUUGAGUGGUGACAAGGAUUAAUGUGCCCAGCUUAGCAUGGGUGCUCGCUGAAGUGGCCCAUGACUGGUGAGCCAAGCCGCACAGAGAAAUUUCUUGGGUUUGUUUUGUGCUCUGACACUAUAUAACAUCAUUGGCUCCUCUUUAAGAAUUGGGUGUAUUAGCCCUGUGUCUCGGCUAAGAUGUAUUUUGACCCUUCCUUGGGAUUUCCACAGCCUUACUUGUCAGACUCCUAUUCAAAUGGCUGCUCCCUCCCACCCAAGACAGUUCAAGUCCCUGGUGAAUAAAGUUGGUUUUUAUUUUUUUUUCCCCUCUGUCCUUGUAAGGCAUUGUUCAUUUGCAAGGUAAUGAUGAUCUGUGGCGACCCAUUCUUUCCUUAUAUUCCCCUGCGGAUAGAGAGCUGGCACUAAAACCAGCUCGGUGGGAAGUGGAGCGCGGCAGAGGGUGCUCUUAUGUGCCGGAUGCCUGCAGAGCCCGUCUGCAGCGCUGCUCGCAGCCAAGGCGGGGAGAAACCCAGCCUACCACUGGGUGAAGCAACCACCUCUGCAGGCCAGGAAGCGAGCUGUGGUGUGUGCUGCAUGGUGUCUGCUCAGAGCUGUCUGCUCUAGAAGGAGCUAAAGAGGAGUGGGAGAGCUCAGAUCGAGAUGUUUGAAAUGUUCGGAAACCCCUAACGAGGAGUAACUCUGUGGGAUAAAAGAAACGAAAUUCUCCAGGUUGGCUGGCGAGGAAGAGAGCAUGAUCGGAUUCCCACUCUUCACACUCACCGGCUUUUGAGUUUCUGCUAAGUAAGUGGUGUUUGCUUUCUUGCCUGGUGAACUGGGGUAUCUGCAGCUACACCAGGGGUUGAAAAAUACGUAAAAAACCCCUGAUCUAUAUAGAAAUUCCAGCGUUGUCGCGGAUGCUGUUGCAGCUAGCUAGACUGGACAGGCAGGAUUCCUACUCAACGCUGCAGUGGGGAAGCAUCGGCUGGGUUAAACUUUCAGUCGGCUGCGAGGAGGGCUGUGAGCUUUGUGCCGCUUAAUGCUUUGUGCUCUGCAAGCAUCUGGGCUUACAAAGGAGGAAAAGGUGCUUGAGCUUGGCAACGCUGCUGGGGUCCCGUGGCUUGAAUCUAGAGGUUGAGCGGGAACCGAUUACUUUCUUGGGGAAUGAGUUGUUGAGUUCAGAGGUGUGUGGCAUUCUUUUUUUUUUCAACAGAAAAAUUUCCAGUUGUCUUGUGGGGAGGGGGACUAGAGUUUUUGCUUGCAUGUGGAACAGCUCUUGGGGAACGUCUGAGCUCCUGGCUGCAGGUGAGAAGGCUUGAGAGAGUGUGAUCAUUGAAACGCUGUCCUCUGUAAACCUGAAAUUAUGUAAAACUACUGAAUGUGUGGCAAGAAAACCACUGUGGUAGGCAGGUGAUUCUCUAGAAAACAUGUUUCUGCUUAAUAUGCCCAUCCUGUAUUUUGGAAUCUGGCUUCCCAUAACCGCAGGACCGAGGUCUCUGCUGGUGUCCUGCUGUGGCUCAGCUCUGCAGAAAAUCUCUCUAGCAGGUUCUCAGCUUCUGCUUGAAAGUGCAUUUCUCUGCCCAAGUGAGGGCAUUUCCAGCAGUCACGGAAGGGCGGGAAGAGAGAAAAAUGCUGAAAUGAUGUCAGCCUCGACCAAAGCCACACGGUGUGAGCAGGCGGGUCGCUUACCUUAAGGUGUAAGACUAUAUUUUCACAAAAGCCACUCUGGCAUAUGAGUAACGAUCAGGACUGUAAUUAGAAGCAUGCGUCCAAGUUUUGUGACAUUUGGGUCUGGCGUGUAGAAAUACAGUUGGCCCUUUCUAAAUGAAAUGCCUCCACAGGAGUUCGACCGUGAAAUCUCUCCCCCCCGCUGCAGAAAUGUGAGUGAAGUGGGUGAGAUCUCGUGCCUGCUCCAUGUUUGAAAUAGUCUUAAGAUGUACUAAUUGCAUCCCAUGGUCUAGGGCAGAUUCAGUGUUGUUGACUAAUUGUUAUGGGGCUUUCACUCUUCAUAAUUGAAAAGAAAAAAAAGACCUA